Messenger RNA from Haliotis rubra (blacklip abalone), 1915 nucleotides. Its product is annotated as calpain-A-like. Gene Ontology annotation, cellular component: cytoplasm. Gene Ontology annotation, biological process: proteolysis. The record is from RefSeq and is a predicted model, not a curated record. Gene Ontology annotation, molecular function: calcium-dependent cysteine-type endopeptidase activity. Lineage: Eukaryota; Metazoa; Mollusca; Gastropoda; Lepetellida; Haliotidae. The transcript is spliced from 12 exons. The coding region runs from base 533 to 1771 and encodes 412 amino acids.
GCUGAAAAAACCAACACUGAUCUGUGUGUGGACUAAAUAUAUUAUCGCAUUGCAAGAGGUGUGAUACUGGACACACCACACUGGUUGCCCCGUCACGGUGUCAAGGCCCUUAAUCACUGGCAGUUCUGGUGUAUCUUCAUCAUUGGCUGACGCCCUCUGCAACUUUUGUACUCAACAUGGGUUGUGGCUCAUCCACAUCAAUAUCACCUGAAUACCCAAAAUGACGAUUAUCAAUGACAUAACAGACAGGAUCACCAUGACGAUAGACUUGAUCGCCAUGACAACAGACAGGAUCACCGUGACAUAAAUCCACCAAACACAGAAGACAAUGAAACUGUUGACCCAGAACCGAGCCUGAACCAGAACCAGAACCGAACCGGAUGUUCCUCGCCACGAUCCUGAUCGUCGCCAUAGCGAUGUCAUAGACAACGAUGGUUUAGGGCCUGGCAUACUACUGUAGAUUUCCGCAUUGCUAAAAGUCCGAAAGCAUGACAGUGAACCGAAGUGUUUACACGCGGUGAAAGGUGGACAGAUGAAGAGUUCCCCUCUCCAUGUUGCUAUAAAGGAACAAUCGACAGAAGAGGUUGGACUGGAAACGGCAUCAGAGCUUGCUGAUAACCCUGUCCUGUUCACGGAAGGAACAACGAGGUUUGACAUUGGUCAAGGGUCAGCAGGGACAUGCUGGUUCCUGUCUAUGGUGGCCAAUCUGUCCGAACAUCCACAGCUACUAAAAAAGGUUGUCCAAGAAGGGGACUAUUCUCACAAGAGGGGGGUGUUCCACUGUCGCUUCUGGAAGUUUGGUGUAUGGGAAGAUGUGUACAUUGAUGAUCACCUCCCGGUCGUCUAUGGCAGGCAGAUCUGGGGUGCCAGAUCAUCGAGUGAUGACAAUGAGAUGUGGGUCUCGAUGCUGGAGAAAAGCUUUGCCAAAUUACAUGGGUCAUACAACGCUGUGUAUGGUGGACAGUCCAGCGAUGCCUACUUGGCACUGACCGGAGGAAUAUCGGAGAGACUGGACUUUGAAGAUGACCAUAUUGAUCCCGACAGCCUCUUCCGUCGAGUCAGGAACUCCCUCCACACAGGAGCAUUUGUCUCAUGUACUGUGCCGGAAAAGCAUGAUGGAGUUUACGGAUUAGUUGGAGCUCAUGCUUACUCUUUGACUGGAGCAAAACAGGUGCAGCUCAACAGUGGUGAGAACCUCUGCCUGCUGCGUGUACGUAACCCAUGGGGUAACACUGAAUGGAAGGGCCCUUGGUCGGAUGAGAGCGAAGAGUGGCGUACUAUCCCUGCCGGUGCUGUGGAGCGAGUUAAUAUAGAUGACGGAGAGUUCUGGAUAUCUCUGCCUGACUUCCUCACAUACUUCUCCCAGACUACGAUCUGCUCUCUAACGCCAGACUUUGACAGCGAUGGCUGCUCGGAUUCACUCAAUCAUGUCCUGAGGAUUUACGGCCAAUGGCUUGGUGAUACAGCAGCAGGUUAUUCCGACAGACUGCAGAAUCCACGCUAUGUCUUCACUGUCCCUGAUGAAGGCAUGACAGAAGAGGGUUAUGUCCCCUUGAUGCUGCAGCUCAUUCAGAAGACCCAGCACAGAAAGUUUGACAUAGUGUCCACGAGAUGUGACCUGUACAAGGUGCUUGGGAGUCAUGUGAGCAGCCGUCCCACCUACGUGCUAGAAAUGUUGGGAACGAAACAAACGUCUACAGCCCCGCUGCGCAGGUCACCUUCCGCCAUCGAGUUGAACCCGGCCAAUACAUCGUGGUUCCGUCCACUAUAGACCCAGCUAUGGAGAAGGAAUUCCUUAUAAGGAUAUUUGCUCCUUGCCCCUUACAUAACUGCAGGGAAGUUCCCCGGAACACUACACUGAUGUCGUGUGAAUCUGAGGAUUUGGUUGAAGUUGACGGCAGUACAGUCAAACUCA